AGUGCUUUAACCUAGUCAUGAAAAGAUACCAUUUAAAAAAGUAUUUAUGUACAAUUAAGGUAAUAAUUAAAAAUCGGUCCUCUCUCUAUUAAAUGUAGUCACAAAUGCUUUUGCAACACUUUCCUUUGGCCAGUAUGUAUUGCUUGCAUGAGCCUUAAAUUUUUUAAAAAUUUCUUUCUAGGCAAAAAUCAAUUGUAAUUUACAAAUUGAUUUACAAUCUAAUAGAAGAACUAUAAAUUCUUUCAGUAUAAAAUGAUAAAUCUCAGGCAUUUAACUAUUUGUAUCAAAUUUUGUGUUUUAGACAAAAGCACUAGCCACAAUAAACAACUUUUUGCUUUUAUUUCGACUGGGCAAUCGUGAUUAGAAAAGGUGAGAUGGCAUCUAUACUUUCCCUUUCCAUCUAAUACAUUUAUGUUAUUAUUUUAUUUCAUCCAACGCAUUAAAAAUAUUCAGCUUAUAUACAGUCUCUAACUUUAAUAUUAAAUAUCUGUAAUUUUGUUCUAGCUCCUGUGACAAAAUUCAAGAAAAUCUGAUAUAAAUGAGUAACAACUCAACAUGUAUUCAACCAUCCAUGAUCUCUACCAUGGCUUUACCAAUCAUUUAUAUCUUCCUUUGUAUCAUUGGUCUCUUUGGAAAUUCUCUUUCUCAAUGGGUGUUUUUAACAAAAAUAGGUAAGAAAACAUCAACCCACAUCUACCUAGCACAUCUUGUGACUGCAAACUUACUUGUGUGCAGUGCUAUGCCUUUCAUGGGUAUCUAUUUUCUGAAAGGUUUUCAAUGGGAAUAUCGAUCGACACAAUGCAGGGUGGUCAAUUUUUUGGGAACUCUAUCCAUGCAUGUGAGCAUGUAUGUCAGCCUCCUAAUUCUAAGUUGGAUUGCCAUAAGCCGCUACGCUACCUUAAUGAGAAAGGAUUCCACACAAGAGACCACCUCAUGCUAUGAGAAAAUAUUUUAUGGCCAUUUACUGAAAAAAUUCCGCCAGCCCAACUUUGCUAGAAAACUAUGUGUUUACAUAUGGGGAGCUGUACUAGGCAUAAUUAUUCCAGUUACCGUAUACUACUCAGUUGUAGAGGCUACAGAAGGAGAAGCGAUCCUGUGCUAUAACCGGAAGAUGGAACUAGGAGCCAUGAUCUCUCAGAUUGCAGGCCUCAUUGGAACCACAUUUAUUGGAUUUUCAUUUUUAGUUGUACUAACAUCAUACUACUCUUUUGUCAGCCAUCUGAGAAAAAUAAGAACCUGUACAUCCAUUACAGAGAAAGAUUUAACUUACAGUUCUGUGAGAAGGCAUCUUUUGGUCAUCCAGAUUCUACUAAUAGUUUGCUUCCUUCCAUAUAGCAUUUUUAAACCUGUUUUUUAUGUUCUACACCAAGGAGAGGACUGUAAGCAACUGAAUUAUUUAAUCGAAAUAAAAAACAUCCUCACCUGUCUUGCAUCGGCCAGAAGUAGUACAGACCCCAUAAUAUUCCUUUUUUUAGAUAAAACAUUCAAGAAGACACUAUAUAAUUUCUUUACAAAAUCUGAUUCACCACAUAUACAACUCUAGAUUUGACUUCUGGAUGAAAAACAACACCAAACAGUAAAGUGUCCAUAUGACUUUAUUGGGGACACUAAACUACAUGAUCAACAGGUCAUAGCUUGAUUUAUA
Pteropus alecto (black flying fox) is the source of this 1645-nucleotide messenger RNA. RefSeq names its product G protein-coupled receptor 82 (gene GPR82). Bases 539 to 1543 code for a protein of 334 amino acids. Gene Ontology annotation, cellular component: membrane. Gene Ontology annotation, biological process: G protein-coupled receptor signaling pathway. The record is from RefSeq and is a predicted model, not a curated record. The transcript has a single exon. Gene Ontology annotation, molecular function: G protein-coupled receptor activity. Lineage: Eukaryota; Metazoa; Chordata; Mammalia; Chiroptera; Pteropodidae.